This is a messenger RNA of Drepanopeziza brunnea f. sp. 'multigermtubi' MB_m1, 1107 nucleotides long. RefSeq lists its product as uncharacterized. Lineage: Eukaryota; Fungi; Ascomycota; Leotiomycetes; Helotiales; Drepanopezizaceae. Gene Ontology annotation, cellular component: nucleus; transcription factor TFIIK complex. The record is from RefSeq and is a predicted model, not a curated record. Gene Ontology annotation, molecular function: cyclin-dependent protein serine/threonine kinase regulator activity. Gene Ontology annotation, biological process: regulation of cyclin-dependent protein serine/threonine kinase activity; regulation of transcription by RNA polymerase II.
AUGUCAGAAGACGAGAGAUACCGGACAUCGACCCAGUACCGUCUCUGGUCCUACACCCCUCAAUCCCUCCACGCGCUGCGCUCAACCACAAACCAAACGGCCGCCGACCGCGUUCGCGAAGCCGUGCGACGCCUGCGCGAAGCUCGCAUCAUCUCCUCAGCCGACACGAGUGAAGCAGAGAAUGGGCUCCCGCCGGAGGGGCCGGUGAACUGCUUGACGGUGGAUGAGGAGCUGAGGCUUGUAGCGUUCUAUUGCAGGGAGACUAUGAAGCUGGGGGACCAUUUGAAAGUGCCUACGGAUGUCAAGGCCACGGCAAUCCAAUACAUAAAGCGUUUCUACCUCACCAACUCUCUCAUGACCUACCACCCGACCGACAUCCUGAAAACCGCCCUCUUCUUCGCUACCAAGACCGAGAACCACUACUUCCGUCUUACGAAAUUCGCAGAUGCCAUCGGCAAGACGAAGCCAGAAGACGUGCUUGCCUCUGAAUUCCUACUUACGCAAGGCCUGAGGUUCACGUUCGAUGUACGUCACCCGUUCCGAGCUUUGGAGGGGGCUGUCAUGGAGUUACAAGCUAUGUCAUUGGGAAAUAUACCUGCCCUUCCUGGCGGAGAAAAGCUCAACGGAGACCGGCCACGCAAUAUGGGGAAAAGAGUUAAAGAAGCACAUGGCAAGGCUAGGGAUUACCUGAAGACGAGCGCCUUGUUGACGGAUGUCUAUUUUCACUUCACGCCGAGCCAGAUCAUGAUGGCAGCGCUGAUGCUUGCGGAUUCCGAGCUCUUGGAGUGGUACAUCCAGAUCAAGAUUCCUGCUUCUGCGGGGGAUGUGCAGCACAAGGUAUUCGGUGCACUGCAAAAGUGUGCUGCGAUGCUCAAGACUGUCGAUCCGAGCUCAGAGCCUUCUGCUGUCGAUAGGAAGGAAUUGCAGGUCUUGGCUAAGAAACUGAAGCUGUGCAGGAAUCCAGAGAAAAUGGACUUGGUGAAGUUGCAGCGCGAGAAGAGAGAGGGGGAGGAGGGUGAAGAUGAGAAGAUCAUCAAGAAGCGAAAACUCGAAAUGGAGAGGUCUGCUGCUGAUGAUCUGUUUGGGCCGGAAAUCAAAAAGUCGUAG